Molecule: messenger RNA, 4671 nt
Organism: Lolium perenne
Lineage: Eukaryota; Viridiplantae; Streptophyta; Magnoliopsida; Poales; Poaceae
Product: DNA repair protein UVH3
Biological process (GO): nucleotide-excision repair
Cellular component (GO): nucleus
Molecular function (GO): DNA endonuclease activity; single-stranded DNA binding
Source: RefSeq, a predicted model, not a curated record
UCGCGACAUCUCUCGUAGCGAGGGGGAACUCAUAAAUCCUAACUUCCGUCUCCUCGGCGCCCGGCCGACCGCCGCCUGCUUCGUCCGCCGCCGCGGGGUGACCGGCAGAUGGGCGUGCACGGCCUGUGGGGGCUGCUGGCCCCGGUGGGGCGGCGCGUGUCGGUGGAGACCCUCGCGGGGAAGCGGCUGGCGGUGGACGCCAGCAUCUGGAUGGUGCAGUUCAUGCGGGCGAUGCGGGACGACAAGGGCGACAUGAUCCGCGACGCCCACAUCCUCGGCUUCCUCCGCCGCAUCUGCAAGCUCCUCUUCCUCCGGGCCCGCCCGGUCUUCGUCUUCGACGGCGCCACACCGGCCCUCAAGCGCCGAACCCUCGCCGCCCGACGCCGCCACCGCGACGCCGCUCAGGCCAAGGUCCGCAAGACCGCCGAGAAGCUCCUAAUCUCCCAUCUCAAGGCAAGUAGGCUUGAAGAAUUGGCAGCACAAAUCAAAAGUGACAGGGCUAAGCAUGAUGCUAAGGGCAAGCAAGCUGAGAGCAGUAGAGGAGAAGAAACUGAGAUAGCAAUUGGAGAUCAAAACCGAAAUGACGAUGGCGAGAACAGCAGGGGAACAGUUGCACCUAUCAACCAGGAAAAGCUGGAUGAACUGCUGGCCGCGUCACUUGCUGCAGAGGACGAGGCAGAUUUCAUAGGAAAAGGGGAACACAAUUCUGCAAGUGUUACAGUGCAAGAAGGAACUGGCAUUGAUGAGGAUGAGAACGAUGACGACGAAGAGAUGAUAUUUCCUAUGACAACUGGUGACCUUGACCCUGCGGUAUUAGCUUCUCUCCCUCCAUCAAUGCAGUUAGAUCUACUUGUCCAGAUGAGGGAGAGGGUGAUGGCUGAAAACAGGCAGAAGUAUCAGAAAAUAAAAAAGGAGCCAGCAAAAUUUUCGGAGCUUCAAAUACAGUCCUAUCUGAAAACUGUUGCUUUCCGUCGAGAAAUAGAAGAAGUUCAGAGGGGUGCUGCAGGUAAGGAUGUUGGGGGCAUCCAGACAUCGAAAAUAGCGUCAGAAGCCAACAGAGAGUUCAUUUUCUCAUCAUCAUUCACUGGGGAUAAACAGACGUUAGCACAAAGAGGUGUAGAUGAGCAUAUUAUUGAUAGCGCUAAAUCAAAAAGGGAAAUUGGUUCUGCUGUCUUCAAAUCCAGUCCCUCAAGUACUUCUAGAUCAAUUAACUCUCACAACAGUGAGCCUUUGACGGAUUUUGGGCCUGAUGUUGAGACGUACCGUGAUGAGAGAGGAAGGAUGAGAGUAAGUAGGGUCAGAGCAAUGGGAAUUCGUAUGACUCGUGAUAUUCAAAGGAAUUUGGAUUUUAUCAAAGAGCACGAGCAGGCAAAAGUCAUGGGACACACCAAUCUAAGCAAAGGAUCAACUAGCAAUGAAGAACCUCCAGAUUUUCCAGAACAUCUUUUUGAAAAUGAUAGGCUGCAGAGUUCUAUUGGACUGACUGAAGAUCUUGCUGAAACUAUUGGCGUCGAUGAUAACACCUCAUCACUUGUAGGAGGAUCUGAUGACAUUUGUGAGGGUUCCGACCAUGGAAGCAAAGAAACAAUAGAGAUAUCUUUUGCUGAUGAUCAAAUUGGAGCGAAGGACAACGACGAUGAGCUGUUUUUGCAUUUAGUUUCUGGAACUUCAUCCAGCUUCUUUGCUGAUGAUGAUCGUUUGGCUAAAAAUGCAGAGGAAUCUGACAACUCUGAGGGCAUUUGGGAAGAAGGUGUCAUAGAAGAAGAAAUACUUCCAAAGAAGUUCGGUGAGAAGGACUAUCAAUCGUCAGUGCCUGAUAACUGUUCUGCCGACGAUGAGAUGGAAUGGGAGGAAGGUGGCUUCGAUGUUCCUGAUGUUCCUUCCAGUAGUGAAUACAAUCAGUUUAAAUUACCAAGAGGGGAUAUAGAAGAAGAGGCUCUCAUACAAGAAGCAAUAAGGAGAAGUUUAGAGGAUUCUGAGAAGCAGGAAUUUGAGAAUGGGGUCCCUAAAGAUUUACAAACAUCUGAUGUUCCCGAACCAUCUGAAGCUCCUGGUACAACUUAUUACAACUCUGAAGCUUCUUUUUGUAAAGAAACAAUCAAAGAAUUAGGAGUAGAAAGCAAUGCUGGUGAGGAUGGUGUUAUGCAUGAUCCUGAAGUGCUUGAAGCUGAUGGACAAGAAAAUAAAAACCAAGCUCAAAGGGAGAGCAACGAUGGACAAACUGGUACGAACAAAUAUUAUUUGCCGGGGUCUCUUCCUCCGUAUAAUGUAUCCACCAGUACUUCUGCUGCAAGACAAUCUCCCAGCUCAAAGGACAAUGAUACAAUCAUAUCUGCACCAACAACUCACGAACGGCCUAAGGAUGAUAGCGAUGAAGUUAUCAAGCACAACACUUCAAAUUCUCAUAAAUCAGAAUGCAACAUAAAUGAUCCUUAUAUCGGAGAAACCUCCAAGGCACCCCGGAAGGAGCUUUUGAUGGAUGAAUUAGUAGCCAACACUGCUAUACAGAAGGAAAAUGUUGUCCAGGAAGAUAUAAACAUUACCAAAUUGAGUGAGAAUUAUGAUAACAAUAUCAUAUCAGAAAAUAAUCUAGAGGAGGAAAUAUCCUUUCUUAGACAAGAACAGGUAGAUCUUGGAAAUGAAAGGCGUAAGUUUGAAAGCCAUGCAGAGUCUGUCAGCAGUGAGAUGUUUGCUGAAUGCCAGGAAUUGCUCCAAAUGUUUGGCUUGCCAUAUAUAAUUGCACCCAUGGAAGCUGAAGCACAGUGUGCAUACAUGGAAAUUAACAACCUUGUUGAUGGAGUUGUUACCGAUGAUUCAGAUGUCUUCCUGUUUGGGGCAAGGAAUGUUUAUAAAAAUAUAUUUGAUGAAAGGAAGUAUGUGGAAACAUACCUUAUGAAGGACAUCGAAUCUGAGCUUGGGCUAACAAGGGAACAAUUAAUACGUAUGGCUUUGCUUCUUGGGAGUGACUACACUGAAGGAAUUAGUGGUAUUGGCAUUGUGAAUGCUAUUGAAGUUGUAAACGCAUUUCCGGAGGAAGAUGGCCUCCAGAAGUUCAGAGAAUGGAUUGAAUCGCCCGAUCCAGCAAUAUUGGGGAAACUUGAUAUGGAGACCAGUGGCAGUUCAAAGAGAAGAAAACCUGGUGCAAAUGAAUCGUGUGAAAAGGGAAAUAGCCUGCAACCUGAAUGUGUUGAAGGACCUGAUGAUAACCAAUCUUCUAACGAGAAGCAACAUGUCAAGGAAGUAUUUAUGAGUAAGCAUAGGAACGUAAGCAAGAACUGGCAUAUUCCUUCCACUUUUCCUAGUGAGACAGUUAUCAGUGCAUACAUUUCUCCACAAGUGGAUGAUUCAACAGAACGUUUUUCCUGGGGAAGACCAGACUUAAGCUUGCUACGCAAGUUAUGUUGGGAAAGGUUUGGCUGGAACAAGGAGAAAGCUGAUGAACUACUGCUUCCAGUCUUGAAAGAGUAUAAUAAGCAUGAGACUCAGCUGCGCAUGGAGGCAUUUUAUUCAUUCAACGAGAGAUUUGCCAAAAUACGUAGCAAAAGGGUUCAGAAAGCUAUCAAGGGUAUUACUGGGAAAACCUUUUCAGAAACGGAUGAACUCAAUGAGGAUAGUCCCAGUACUAGUAGUGCAUCCAAGAAGAAAGAGGCAGGCCCCUCUAAACCGAGAGGGAAACGGAACACUAGUGCUGGACCUAGACAGAUGGGAAGUCAUGAAGAUGACAAAAUUGGUGAUCCUAAUAGCUUUGCAGAUGCAGAUGCAGAUGAACUCGUAAAAGAACAUAGAAGUGCAAGUAAGAAAAAGUCUGCAGUCCCUUCUGGUCGUUCUAGAGGAAGAGGUCGAAAAAGGAUGAAUGUUGGACAAGAGACCAGUAGGAAUCAGGAAGAUUCAGAAAUUAAAGGGUCUACUUUGUCCCCAGAUGAGGAUUCACAUAAAAGGCACACAGACAACUACAAAUCAGAAGGAACCACAGUUCGUAGGUCAAAUAGGAAGAGGAAACAAGUAACAUACAUGGAAGAUGACCAUGAAGCCGAUGACAACGAUGUUCCCCUGCAUCAAGUUGAUAACAAUGACCCAAGCCAAACUUCCACAGAUGGUGACAUGGCUGGACGAGACACGCAAUUCAAUCUGCUCCGUCAGGAUACAGGCGAACUGAACAGCGAUCAGAUGCAUGAGGAUCCACACAUCGCUGAAGAUAUAAAUGAAGACCCCUUGGGCUUUGAGUUAGGAGAGGACCAGACAGAGUCUGCACCAAAAGAAUACCUCUUCACUGGAGGUGGAUUCUGCAUGGAAGAGGAGGAUGAACAAGGUACAGAAGUUGAUCGAUCUGGUGGGGAGACGGUGGAUGGAACAAGUGAUGCAUGCGAGGAUAUUGGCGUGGUUUCAGACGGUGGUAAAAGUACGGAGGCCCCAGCUGCAUCUUCAUCAAAGAGACGUAAUGCCGGCCCUGGUUUGCCAACGCCCAUCAAACGUAGGAGAAAAUAGCGGCAUAUUUACAGUGUAUCACGCUUCACGACUCUUGUCAUUAUAGCCUCUUCCGUUCAAGUUGGUGUAGCUCACGUUUUGAUAGUUUGCUAACUUUGCAGUUAGUUUUUUUUGCUACUGCUCUGUAGCUCAGAGCUUGUAGUCUAAACUGUUGUUGAGAAAAUGUCCGCUUAUUGUCAACAUUUA